Molecule: messenger RNA, 845 nt
Organism: Ceutorhynchus assimilis (cabbage seed weevil)
Lineage: Eukaryota; Metazoa; Arthropoda; Insecta; Coleoptera; Curculionidae
Source: the annotation of a GenBank genome assembly
CGUUUCGUGCAACAAAUUUGUUUGGCAUUGUGUGUAAACAAAGUCUUUGGUUCAAAUUGCUAUAAUUUGCGUAUAAGUAUAUAUAAAAAGUGAGCCUUAUAGUUUGGGAUGUUAUGUUGUUUUAAAUUAUUUUUGUCCAACAUGUGGAAAUUGGUGCUCCUCUUCCUGGUGUCCCACAGCAUUCUGAGCUGCAAAGGAGAAGUCACUGCAAAAACCAAAUAUACCACAAAAUACGAUAAUGUCGAUAUCGAUGAGGUGGUUCAUAACGAAAGGUUGCUCAAAAACUACGUUAAUUGUUUGUUGGAAAAAGGACCGUGCACUCCUGAUGGAUUAGAACUUAAAAAAAAUAUGCCUGAUGCAAUUGAAACAAAUUGCAGCAAGUGCAGCGAGAAACAAAGAGAAGGAUCAGAAGUAAUGAUGAGAUACCUCAUCGACAACAAACCAGAAUACUGGAAUCCCUUGCAAGAAAAAUACGAUCCGACUGGCAGCUACAAGCAACGUUAUUUCGACAGUAAAAGAGUUGAAGUUGCAGUAGAACCUGUUGACAAAGCAUAAUUUUUGUUGUUUCUAGAUAAUAUGGUAUUACUAUGUAUUAUAAAUAAAAAUCUCAUUAUGCAGCAAACAUUUAUUUAUUACUACCUAUUAGGCUUCAUCAAGAUCUGAAUAAUCUUCAUCUUCAAUAAGAUAUUUAUUCUGGAAGCGGCCUUCAGGAUCAUAUUUUGCCGUUAAUUUAUUCCAGUCGUCCCUGUGUUUGAGUAAGAGAUGUGAAAACACUUUGCCAGCUAUUUUCUUUUGGGCAGGACUACAUUUUGAGCACUCAGUAGCAAUAGCAUCUGGUAAAUAUU